AUGUCAGCUGAGACGGUGGAGACAAGGAAGAAAGAACUCCCUUCCUUCCUGAAGAAAUGGCUUUCUGUUGUUGACUACAUAUCUGAAAGAUUUUUGGGUGGCCCGUGUGUAGUCAAAGUUUCACACGUUAUUAACGUGCAGAAGGGGGGCACAUUGUUGGUGUGUCUCUUGAUGAUGAAAAACUCGGGUAACUACUCUGCAACAGCGACAACGUACACCGCCCUUCACGGUGGAUACGGCCUCUGCUGGCUGUUAAAGGAGCUUAUAUUCCCCGACCCCAAAUGGCAGAAGCACAUCACACUGGGGAGUGCCAUCGCCAUCUUUACCUCCGUCCUUGGACCCUACUGGUACAUUGCAUACAACGCAAUUAUGAAAAAUGCAGAGCGCUCUAACACAUCGCUCAGCGUGGCCAUCAUUGUUUAUGCAAUCGGACUCUGUAUGAUGAUGGGCAGUGACUGUCAAAAGUACUUUAUGCUAAAAAAAGAAAAGGGCCUCAUUACUGAUGGUUUCUUUUCCCUUAUCCGUCACCCCAACUACCUGGGAGAGAUGAUAAUUUACGGUACAUUUGCUUAUGUGUCGAGGGAUGCUCGCUCUUGGGGGGUGCUGGCAUGGAUAUGGAUCGGUUUAUUUGUUCCUUUUAUGAUUCGCAAAGAGGCAAGCAUGAGCCGCUACAAGGGCUGGAAGGCCUACACGACGCGCUCAGGUUUUCUGUUGCCUAAGAUUUUUCCUUCAAAGGCGAUCGCCAAGGAUUCCUGCAGUUAA
Messenger RNA from Trypanosoma grayi, 762 nucleotides. Its product is annotated as putative C-14 sterol reductase. Gene Ontology annotation, molecular function: oxidoreductase activity, acting on the CH-CH group of donors. Gene Ontology annotation, cellular component: membrane. The record is from RefSeq and is a predicted model, not a curated record. The transcript has a single exon. Gene Ontology annotation, biological process: lipid metabolic process. NCBI's taxonomy places the organism in Eukaryota, Euglenozoa, Kinetoplastea, Trypanosomatida, Trypanosomatidae. Bases 1 to 762 code for a protein of 253 amino acids.